GGAUAGGUCCACGGCGGCAGGGCGUUUUUUUUUCAUGGGGGCGUCACGGCCAGGAAGGGCAGAACGAUGAGCAGAGCCCAGCGGGAGGAAGAAGACGAAGACGAGUGCUUCCAAGACUCCCUUGACCGCCUCCUCUCUUCCGCCGACACUUCGUGCUCCUCCACCUCCCCUUCCGGAGACGAGGAAGAUCCGAUUUCUCGAUUGGCCUCCCCCGACCCGUUUUGUCAACCCGGGUUCGGUCCGCCUCACUGCGCCUACGAUGUCUGGAUCUCCCGCCCUUGUUCCGUCCGCGAGCGCCGCACCCGCCUCCUCCGCCUGCUCGGUCUCGACUGCGACUCGUCUCUUCUGCGCGACCGGACAUCGCCUUCACCUGCCGUUGACUGCAAUGCCGGCGAGGAUACGGGGAGUACUGGUGGAUCGCCGUCGUCUGAUCAUAUGAAAUGCCUGACUGGAGUCCGCGAAGAAGGUUUUUCUAAUACUGUUGAUAAUUGUAAUUCCGGAAGUACUAGUGAAUUUAGUAGUGUAUCAGGGAUUGUCCGAUCGAGAUCUACUGGCUGUUGUAAUUCUCCUAGUCAUUCUACCUGUUCUUCAUCACUUGUUCAUCAAAAUAGUGAAAUUCUUUCUGUUGAUUCCGUCUCCUUAUCACCAGCACCCGGGUCAACCAAUGAUGGUGGAAGCAUAUCUGUAAAUAAUAGUCAAUACCGCAGCAGGAGUGCCAGUAACAUUGAUCGAUUGAAGAACUGCAAUGGAUCUCCCCAUACCAAUUCUGUUUCCCCAAAUAAGCCCCCCAUUGCCAAGUAUAAGGGCGAGUCAUUGCACAAUGGGAGCUCCAAUGGAGUUGUUCUUGGAGUUGAAGAAACUGUGUGUACAAUAAAGGAUCUUGAUAAUGGGAAGGAGUUUGUGGUGAAUGAGGUGAGGGAGGAUGGGAUGUGGAACAAGCUCAAGGAAGUAGGUACUGGAAGGCAACUGACCAUGGAAGAAUUCGAGAUGUGUGUUGGCACUUCCCCGAUUGUUCAAGAACUGAUGAGAAGGCAGAGUGUGGAAGACAGGAAUAAGGAUGGAUUGGAUUCCAAUGCAAAUGAUAGUGGUGGUAGUGGUUCAAAAUUGAAGAAGAAGGGGGGCUGGUUAAAGAGCAUUAGGAAUGUUGCGAACUCCGUGACUGGUCAUAAGGAUCGCAGGAGUAGUGAUGAGAGGGAUACAUCAUCCGAGAAGGGUGGAAGGAGGUCAAGCUCUGCAACUGAUGAUAGUCAAGAUGCGUCUUUCCAUGGGCCAGAGAGAGUUCGGGUCCGACAGUAUGGGAAAACUUGUAAAGAAUUCUCAGCCCUCUACAAAACGCAGGAAAUUCAGGCACAUAAUGGUUCCAUUUGGAGCAUUAAGUUUAGUUUGGAUGGGAAUUAUCUCGCCAGUGCUGGUGAAGACUGUGUCAUACAUGUCUGGCAGGUUACAGAAAAUAAAGGUGACUUGCUUCUGGAUAAACCUGAUGAUGGAAGCUUGAACAUUCUCUUACAUGCAAACGGGUCCUCCGAGCCAAAUUCUGCAUCACCAAAUUUGGAUGGCUACACCGAGAAGAAGAAAAGAGGCAAAUCAUACAUGAGCAGAAAAUCAGUGAGCUUUGAUCAUGUUUAUGUGCCAAAGACUGUAUUUGCUCUGUCAGAAAAAACCAUAUGUACCCUUCAUGGACAUGCAGAUGCCGUGUUAGACCUCUCCUGGUCCAAAUCUCAGUGUUUGCUUUCAUCUUCAAUGGACAAAACAGUACGCCUCUGGGAUUUGUCAAGCAAGUCUUGUUUGAAGAUCUUCUCGCACAGUGACUACGUGACUUGCAUCCAGUUUAACCCUGUUGAUGAUAGAUUCUUCAUCAGUGGGUCCCUGGAUGCUAAGGUUCGCAUUUGGAGCAUUCCUGACCGGCAAGUUGUUGAUUGGAGUGAUCUGCAUGAGAUGGUUACUGCUGCAUGUUAUACACCUGAUGGUCAGGGUGCACUAGUUGGUUCGUAUAAGGGGAGUUGCCACAUGUAUGACACAUCAGAAAAUAAGUUGCAACAGAAAGGACAAAUUCAUCUACAGAUUAAGAAGAAAAAAUCUCAUCAGAAGAAAAUCACUGGUUUUGAGUUUGUCCCUGGAAGUACAUCAAAAGUGCUUGUGACAUCUGCAGAUUCUCGAAUUCGGGUUAUUGAAGAUGUCGAUCUGGUUCAAAAGUUCAAAGGUUUUCACAAUUCAAGUAGCCAAAUCUCUGCGUCCAUAUCUGCUGACGGGAGGUAUGUGGUCUGCGCCAGCGAGGACUCUUAUGUGUAUGUCUGGAAACACGAGGAUGAUUCUCAGCCAGGUCGGAUCAAAGGGGUUACCCUCACACAGAGUUAUGAACAGUUCCACUGUCAAGAUGUUUCUGUUGCCAUUCCUUGGCCUAGAACAGGUGAACCACUAAGAUCUCAAGACAAUAUCUCUUCUGCAGAGCACAGUGGCCCACUUGAUCUUACGGACGAGGUCUCCGCUGCAAAUCACCACCCAACGUCACCCGUCGAAGAGACUUGUGGGAAUCAACGGUCACGGUCACCGUCACAUGGAACCAUAUCUAGUGCCACAGACAGCUACUUCCUUGACAAAAUAUCAGCAGCCUGGCCUGAUGAAAAACACACUCCAAUAACUGCAAGCAUUGACUUGCCCAACGGGUUGUUGAAUCAGACCAAGCCCGCGGGUCUGGGUUUGGUCAUUGUGACCGCUGGUGCGCGAGGCGUAAUCAGAACUUUCCAGAAUUUUGGAAUGCCAAUACGGAUUUAGUUUGGCGAAAGGAGCCGAUUGAACAGCAUUUGUACAGAUCGAUGAGAUUUGUAAUACUAUUAGUCAGGUCUUUUUUUUAAAAAAAGAUAUCCUGUACCAGUUGGAUAUGGGAAUUAGGUAAAUCGCGCCUGCAUUACGAGGUGCUUUCAAAGAGUAGCGAUGAUAUAUAUAAAUAUAUACUCCGUAAUAAGUAUAUAUACAGAAAAGAAAGAAGAAAACAUGUGGUUUGAUGUUUAAAAGGUGGGGGUGAUUGUAAGUUGUACACUUGUUUAGAAAGUGAUAAUUUUCCUGUAAUCCCCAGUUGUAGAGAGUGGAUGAUCAUAAAUUUUUUUGUUGAAA
This is a messenger RNA of Cuscuta campestris, 3111 nucleotides long. NCBI's taxonomy places the organism in Eukaryota, Viridiplantae, Streptophyta, Magnoliopsida, Solanales, Convolvulaceae. The record is from the annotation of a GenBank genome assembly.